Fusarium redolens is the source of this 2425-nucleotide messenger RNA. RefSeq lists its product as uncharacterized. The record is from RefSeq and is a predicted model, not a curated record. Lineage: Eukaryota; Fungi; Ascomycota; Sordariomycetes; Hypocreales; Nectriaceae. The transcript has 2 exons. The coding region runs from base 424 to 2301 and encodes 625 amino acids.
CUGUGGCUUCUUUGAGUUGUCCUUCACACCUUGGCUCUUCUCCACGAUUGAUCUAGUCCAUGUCGGUAACUUUGUUCGCACAAAGCCAUUCACUCCGAGAACAGCACGUCCAUUCCACCGAUAUCCUGCUUCGUUGAAGAAUUGGUUACUGCAUUGUUCACACUGAGGAUGUACGCCGACUCUGGAACACAUUGAUGUUACCCUCGAGUCACUGUCUGUGUUCAUCAUGGUUAGAUACAAGAACUUUUAUAUAAGGCAUAUGGUGCCAGUGAAGGAAGCAAACAACCAAGAUCUAUGAUUUUCUAUCGGAGCAACUUUAUGGAGAUUUUGCUUCUAUUUGAACAAUCUAUCAAGCAAAUUGAUGCGGCAGCCUUGUCUUGAUGUUCUUGUCUUCCACCAAGAAUUAAUCUCAUAGUGUUCAUAAUGGCACCCCAUCGUACAAACUACGACUCAGAUGAGGAGAUCGGGUAUAUGCCUCUACCUGACAUAUCAACCCGCCAGCUUGACCAGCUCACGGACCUGUUAUGGAUGGAUCCAGGAGUCAACAUAGCUGUGCCGGAUAAAGACUGGUUGCUAGACCAGCAAGCUCGUAUAGCUACACUCGACAAGUCAAACCGGCGUUCCACCAAACUUUUGGCCCGUCUUUCUGCCAAACUUGAAAGUCUGUCUUAUAGACUUGGAGCUGACGGUUCGCCAACAGCAUGUCUUUGCUGUGCUCAUUAUGGUCUCGAUCCUAAGUUGAUCCGGCGUCUUAUGCUCUUGAUCAUCGCCGAAUGCACUGAACGUAUCCAAACUGUGCGUACUUGGCGACAGCGUAUCGCUUAUCCCAGUGCUGUUAUCGCAUGGCUGGAUCGCAUCGAUGCCGUGACUGGACUUUGGAUCGGUCGUACAGCUUUCAAUGCCACUUUUGGCUACAAGCGUGUUUCGCCUACAAACCUAGUAGUCAAAAGCAAGUGCGAAGCUUGCAUUAUGUCGGUCAUUGGUGGUAGACCUCAGGUGCUUGGCGAUCUACGAGCGACAUUGACCACGCGACGGGAUCGCCACAUCGACCGAGGUGGUAAAGAUCCAAGACUUCUCCGACUUGUUGAGUCUUGGAUCUCACACCAGCAUGCUGAUUGUCGUAGGGCCAUUUACACCGGAAGUGCUGAGAUCAGCGAAGAACUUAGCAAUCUGAUUGACACCAUCAACUGCCUGAGAGAGGAACGUCCGGGAUCUCAAAUAUCUCGAUCUUCAUAUCGAUCAGGUAAUGGCCAUCCAUCUAGAGCAUAUGAAGAAGACGGUAGGUGCGGCCGUACUCGUGCUCGGCCAUCAUUUCAUGAACAGUCGCCUCGACCAAGCUACAGCAACGACAGCCAAGAGGAUAGAAGCUCAUUCCUUCGUCCAGAAUCAAGAUCAAGUCAAUCGAGUGCUCAGCUUCAAGAGGGCGAGCAAAAUUGGAUGGAUGAAGACGUGGAGUACCAGGCGUCACUAUGGAUGGAUUGUCAGAUGCAGCAACAAGGACUUACGGCCGAUGAACGACGACAGCUCUUUGAGGACGAUAUGCAUCCUGCCUUCAGCGACUAUGCAGAGAGUGUCAGGAACAUGUCUCUCAAUGAUCGACUGCAGAGGGACUAUGCGCCUGAACAGCACAAGAGAGCCUCGACUGCUACUGCCAAGAGACAAAGCAUUAUGUCAAAUGAACAGAGAGCCUCUACUCAUACUGCAAGGAGAACAAGCGUCGUGUCAAAUGAAUACAUGGAAACAUCAUCUGUCUACAGCAACCCAAGCGCCGUGCCACCUCCUCUUAGCUUCAGCAGAGGGCCUAGUCCACCUGAUACCACUGCCGGUAAUAGCCCUGCGGAAACUGAGUGGGUGCCAGUCUCGGUAUUUUCGCCUCAAGCAAGUGUUGCAGGGGGUUCAUCUCCUCGUCAAGACACUAUCGAGCCAACCAAGGGAAGCGGUCGAGAGUCUACCACAUACGCCGAAUAUCAAGCACAUUUAGACUUCUGUCGGAAAUACGGGUUCAAGACGGGUCUCCCAUCUGAAGAUGGGGAGCCAUCAACUCCUCGGCCGCUAUGGGCUAGGAGCCAACGAACUUCAGCUGCUCCAAAAAUUGUAGCGUCGAGCGUUUACUCUUCGCAUCCUGGGUUUAGACGCUCACAAGAGAACGUGGGUUCAUUGGCUCCAUCUAUAGCCAUUAAUGGUGGUCAAAAGGGUCAUCGAACAUCACGUAUGUCGACUCGGAGCCAGCCCAAGAAGAGUCUGUGGGAUCAGUUGCGAGAGGAUGGACGAAGACUGAUGGAGGAUAGUGAUGAGGAGUAGGUGGAGUUGAUACUUUAUAUAUGGAGUAUGGGGUUGAUGUUUUGAUGUUGGUUUGGAUAUACCCUGGGAAACAAACAUGUAGGAUACACAUGGCAGAGCUCUGCAAAUAUAAUUCCUUUUGUUU